Linum tenue is the source of this 579-nucleotide messenger RNA. The record is from the annotation of a GenBank genome assembly. NCBI's taxonomy places the organism in Eukaryota, Viridiplantae, Streptophyta, Magnoliopsida, Malpighiales, Linaceae.
AUGAGACUGCAACAGCAAGCACCCAUUGUACAGGGGAUUCAGAUGCGGAGUUGGGGGAAAUGGGUAUCCGAAAUCAGGGAGCCACGCAAGAAAUCGAGAAUAUGGUUGGGUACUUUCCAAACCCCUAAAAUCGAGAAUAGAGCAGUCUCAGUUCCAAACAUUUGCAGAGACAAAAUCGAGAACGCUCUCAAAAACCCCAAUCACCUCCCUUGUCUCUGGCUUGCUCUUGGUCACGCUCAAAGUAAUCUUCCCCUUCGAUUCCACCGCGUUCUUGACAUUCUCCUUCGCCAGCUCUUCCUCAUCCCCUCUCCCCGCCGGGGGCAGCGCCACCGCGUUGUCAUAACCCUGGGACCCGCCUAUGCCCUUUGGGUCCAAGAACGACGACCCUCUAUAGAUGGGAACCAAAAACUCGCCGCUGAAGCUCUCUGGUUUUCCAGAAGCAAAGAGCUGCUUCACCGUGAAGAGGAAAGGGACCCUCUCGCCUCCGGGGAGCUGGACGGUGACGGCGGCGUAGUCGAUGCCAUCUUUCUCCUCGAAUUUCAUGAUGUCGUCGGGGGAGAACUCGAAGGGGCCUUCUAA